Messenger RNA from Solea senegalensis (Senegalese sole), 2539 nucleotides. Its product is annotated as astrocytic phosphoprotein PEA-15. Gene Ontology annotation, biological process: MAPK cascade; regulation of apoptotic process. Gene Ontology annotation, molecular function: protein binding. The record is from RefSeq and is a predicted model, not a curated record. NCBI's taxonomy places the organism in Eukaryota, Metazoa, Chordata, Actinopteri, Pleuronectiformes, Soleidae. The transcript has 4 exons. The coding region runs from base 424 to 816 and encodes 130 amino acids.
CGAGGAAAAGGCGUUUCCACGUCCCCAGCUCUCUCUUCCACAGUCGCGGACACAGACGCGGACACGAAGGGACCCACUCUUUCUCCUGUCUGUCUCAUUGUCCUCAAACACUGACUGUCAUUCCUUCACGUCACCCGCGUGUCUCCCCCCCAUCUCCCGCUGCCACUUUCAUCCACUGCCGCGUCUCCCACGCGCAUGAACCAGACUCUGGUCCAUCAUCAUCAUCGGAGAAUCCACGCGCGGACGCACGGACACAGUGGACUUUAUUAUUAUUAUUAUUUCUGCAGCUUCCUCCUGAACCCGCACACACACUCACAGAUCUGCUGCUGCUGCUGCUGCCUGUGACACCCACUGGAGAUUAUCUCCACGCAAACUCCCGCAUCACUCUCUGCGUGUCUGACGCACUUCACUGCGCUGUGGAACAUGGCGGAGUACAGCUCUCUGCUCAGCGACCUGUCUGAAAACAUCACCAACGAGGACCUGGAGCAGCUCAAGUCGGCCUGCAAGGAGGACAUCCCCGAGGACCAGAGCAACAACAUCACCUCGUCCAAGGAGUGGUUCAGCUACCUAGAGAAGAACGACAAGUUGGCCCACGAUAACCUGUCAUACAUCGAGCACAUCUUUGAGAUCUCGCGGCGACCGGACCUGCUGACGAGGGUGAUCGAGUACCGCACCACCGUGCUCAAGAUCUCGGAGGAUGACGAGAUCGACACUAAACUCACACGCAUCCCCUCGGCCAAGAAAUACAAAGACAUCAUCCGCCAACCCUCUGAAGAUGAGAUCAUCAAGUUGGCCCCGCCCCCUAAGAAGGUGUGAGGUCAUGACCCGCCCCCCAGUCCUGACCUUUUCAACUUGAUUUCUUCACUCCUGGCACUCUGAUCAACCAAGCGACCAUUUUCUGACCAACCCUGUUACACCCCCGCUUCUCACACACACACACACACACACACACACACACACCUCCUCCCUGCACUAACACACACACCACAGCACAGAAACACACAGGAGGUAGCCACCUACCUACGGACCAACCAAUCAGAUUGUAGCGAUGCGGCCUCUUCCCAAGCUGAAGGAAGACGGGAAGACGCAAUGGGGAUUAAAAAAAAUAAAAUAAAUAAGACAAUAGAAGAAGAAGAAGAAAUCUGAAAAUGGAUUUGACAGUUUGUGUUUGAGAGAAAAAGAGAGUGUGAGUACGAUUUAAAUGCUCAGUUCACAGCCAGUGGGCUCUGUAAACACUGUUCCCACUGUGACGACGUGUUUAAGCAUGAGUGCGUUUGUGUGUCGAGGCUGUUACAGUGAGAGCGACGACCACCCGUUUGAUACAAAACAACAAUGAAAUGGCAAAAGUUUUACCCUUGUAAGAAAAAUGUCACACAAAAAAGCUGACGGGUAAGCAAAUUUAGAUGUGUAUUUACAACCACGACUAACAUGAUUCAGCAGUUUUUUUUCUUUUCUUUGAAACUAAAACGUCAUAAUAAGACAGGUAAAACAAAACAAACACAAAGUUUUUAGGUUUAGGUGAGUAAAGCUAAUAUCUCAAACUCAUUUCUAACACCUACUUUAGCAUUUUGCUACAUAUUUGUUUAGGUGUGUUAGUAAAUGACAAAGGAAAAGUUCAGUAUUUAGGGAAAUAUGCAAAUCAGCUAAACUCAAGCUAGCAGGAGGCUACUGGAGCCUGUGUUUUGUUAUAAUUUGCUUUUUGUACGUAUUAAAUAAUAGGUGUGUUGUGUUAAUUGUAGAACUUUUGAUCGAGUCAGGCUGUUUCCUGUCUCUGCGUUUAGCUGCCCUUUAGCAAACGAUGAGAAAAACAACAAGCAUGUCGGGGCAUAUUUCCCCAAAUGUUUAGCUUUUCCUUUAAACCCGAACCCAUAUCGUUUAGAAAACAUUACCGUCAUCACGUUGCCAUAUUGUGUAUAUGGAACAAAAUUGACAAGAAAGGUUGCUAUACAUGUCUUGGCUAGCCGUUCUAUACGCAUUCCCUUUACUCUGGCGUAGAUAAUUAUAUCUGUUCAUGGAGCAAAUGUAUUUUAGAGGAAGAUAUUUAAAGUAAAUUUUCAUAGAAGCCAAUAUUUGCCUUUAGCUGUUUAGCUUAUAGCCAUUGCAAGAGUUAUUUAAAGAAAACAUUAAGCUGGAAAUGUUACAGCAGUUAUACCACGGACACUCAUUCCCCCUAAGUGUUUUUCCUUUAAAUAAAGGGGACUGUGGAAAUCUGCUUAUACAUGUAAAUACACAUAUAAUAUAUUAAAUACAAUAUGGCAGAAAUAAUAUAUUAUACCUGCGUUCCACAGCUAAUCUUCACUGUCGUCCAGUUUCACCCAUUCAUCUGCGUUGGACUGCAUUGGAGAAUAUAAAAGUAUAUUUUGAGAGAAUAUAUCCAGUGUUAUAUUUAGAGCGAACGUGUCGCAUUACGUGACAAAGUAAGAGACAAAUAUUACCGUUGCUUUAACCCUUGUUUUUUUUAGUAUUAUUAUUGCCAUUUCAUUUGUUGCACAGAAAAUAACCAGUGUGUGGUUUUCCUUUCAAAGAAGGCUUGUGGAAA